Molecule: messenger RNA, 1701 nt
Organism: Neocloeon triangulifer
Lineage: Eukaryota; Metazoa; Arthropoda; Insecta; Ephemeroptera; Baetidae
Exons: 5
Coding region: 141-920 (259 amino acids)
Source: RefSeq, a predicted model, not a curated record
AGCAAAAGCAGCAGUCGAAUCAGGGAAAACCAAACAACUCCCUUUUAUUAUUGCAGGAUAAAUGUAUUUUUGAAAAUAACGAAAACUGAAAUCUAAAAGAUGUGAUUGACUACCUUGCCCUUGUUGAGUGACUUACCAAAAUGCCUUCGAGCUCCGAGUACAACGAAAUUAAGCCAAAACUGAGCAGCACAGUCCGUCUGCAAUGGAAAGUCCUUCAGACAAUGAUCUUUGCUGCGACGGCUGUCUGUGGCUACGCCUGUGCCAUAAUUUUUGGCUACUGGUUACAGGGCCUAGAGAGCCAUUGUCCACUUUUUGCUGAUAUCAAAUUCCUGAAGUUUGACAACACCAGCACCUCGUCAACCCUUGAAAUUGAUUUUACGGCAAGCAAGUGGGGCAAGGAUGCUCUCUGUUCCUUCUGCCAGUUUGUCCCUCUUCUGACUGCCGUUUAUGCCUUUAUUUGGGGAGGAUCUUUUGCUUGUUGUGGUCGAGGAGGGAAGUCACCCGAUGGUGUUGAGCCUUGGAAGUUGGUGUUUGCCGCCCUUGCCUUCAGUCUAAUAUUCAUGCCAAUUGCAAUCGCUGCAGCAGCCUUGACUACAUCAGGGUUGUCGGAAAGUUGUGAAUCAUUGUCGGGCACCCUCGAGGAAAUGGGCCAACUGCAACUGGCAAGGGACGUUUGUACUGGGAAAGUUAACCCAGGUGUCAAAAUUCCAGAGACGUCUAGCUUGGAGGUGCUAAAGGUUGUUGCCUGGAUGAGUGCCAGUGGCUGGGGCCUUGCAGCUGUUCUCCUUUUUAUUCGCUAUUUGUGCUUGGCAGAUUUUGAAGAGAUGCCGAGAAAAUGCAGCAACCUGACUGCAAAAUCUUCAGCUGCGUCUGGACCAAGCACGUCGUCAGAAGAAAGAACUGUUACCAUUGAAUGCUGAUCGAAUGUUGAAGAAGGCUGCCCUUAUGUCUCCACAGUAUACGUAAAUGACACAAUAAGCUGCAUUUUAGCGUUUGGCAUUUCGAUAUGAAAAUCUUUAGUUCCUUCACUUGUUACCGACUAGUACUUAAUUCUUCUUUAACUUUCUUCAAAUGCACAGACUGUCUUGAUGAUGCUUACUGUAGUUACUAUCACAUUUUUUUUUUUAUAAUUUGGUAUAGUUUUGUUAAGCAAUUUUAACUUAGCCAAAUCAAGCAAAAUUUCUGAUUAAGUUGAUAACGAACCAUAUUUCAGUAUUAUUUAAGUCAACUAUAAACAAAAUACUUUAUUCACACAUUACUAAAUAUAGAUUUUUUUUAACUUGAACUUAAAAUUUAAUCAAUUUUUUUUUAUCUACUGUCUGAAAUUUUUAAACCAAACAGAUCAUCCAGUCUUCCUGUCGCAUCUUUCAAUUUGAUUUGUGCUAUGCUCAUUCAACUGGAAGUGAUAAUUAAUUUUGGAGUGCUAAGAGUGAAACAAAUUUUAAAGUUCUUAUUUAAUUUUGAAGUUCUUUUGUGAGUCUAUUGAUUGAAGUCUUUUAUUGAUAUUUAUUUUAAUUUCAAGUAUUCCUAUAUAAUGUUUGCUUCGCAUCUUGUUAAAAUCCAAGAUAAACAAACUUAACCUCAACUAACUGUGUGAACUUCUGAGAAGGCUGACUGAUUUCUAUGCUUUUAUACUAUAUUCUACAAAAUGUAAUCAUAUCACAAAAUACAAGAGCGGAAGUUUACAAAAAGCAAAUAAAA